AUGGAUGAUGGUGAUGACAUAUAUAUGCAGUCCUGGACAGGAACUAUCAUUGGUCCUCCCAAUACUGUUCAUGAGGGACGAAUCUAUCAAUUAAAGCUAUUUCGUGAUAUAUAUUAUCCAGAUAAACGACCCACUGUUCUAUUCCAGACUCGGAUCAAUAUGACAUGCCUAUUACUUAACGAGAACCUUUUCUAUGUUGAACCAAGUCUAUUUCCUAUGCUUGGAAACUGGGAAAGGGUGGUCAGCUUAAAAAGGGAGAUGUCAACUCCUCAGAAUCGCAGGCUGUACCAACCUCAUGAAGAAACAGGUAGCAUGUCUAGAUACAGGAACCAAAUGAGCAUGGCCAACAGCAAUCUUCUUCAUUAA
This is a messenger RNA of Lolium perenne, 366 nucleotides long. The record is from RefSeq and is a predicted model, not a curated record. Lineage: Eukaryota; Viridiplantae; Streptophyta; Magnoliopsida; Poales; Poaceae.